Molecule: messenger RNA, 1188 nt
Organism: Penicillium canescens
Lineage: Eukaryota; Fungi; Ascomycota; Eurotiomycetes; Eurotiales; Aspergillaceae
Product: DUF3425 domain-containing protein
Exons: 2
Coding region: 1-1188 (395 amino acids)
Source: RefSeq, a predicted model, not a curated record
AUGGCCAACCGUGCUCCAGCCGAUGUGGCGCUUUCACCCGACAUGCCCGGACCUCCUACCCCCUCCUUGGACAGACUCGAAGACUCGCCGUCCGCCCCGCCCCCUGCACAUACACCCCCGUUCCCCGACACCGAUAACUUCACAUCCAAUCCUCAAGGUCCACUUCCAGGCGACAAGUCGUAUGCCGACUCAAUUGCCAGCAUUGAUACACCCUCUCCAACACACUCUGCCCCGGCAUCAGUGGGUCGCCGGGGAAGUUCCAAUUGCGGCCCUCCGUCGGCCUCUUUCCGCGUUGCAUUGGACUCGCAGCGCCAUAACACCACCCAUGGCUUAGAUCUUGGCUCGGAGGAGCGGCUAGGCUUUAACUUCCUAUUGGAUUCGUCCCGUACUGUUCCCAAAGUCGACCGUCUUCGCCGCAGCAGCUCAGAGAACUUCCGCUUCCACCCAAAUCCUCCGUCACCAAUAUACCCACAACCACUGAAUACGACCUGCGAACAUAGCACCCCUGCAUUUGCUGCCCCGAUACAAAACUUGACCGCAACAUGUCCCUUGGAUACUAUUCUUCUGGAGUUCCUCCACAGCCGACAACGCGAAGCCGCACAAGGCAUCCCCAGACAGAAACUUGUGGGGCCUCCAUACCCAAGUGUCUCCUCACUAUUGAAUCCAGACAAAAGCGUCUACUCCCACCCGGUCUCAAAGGUGUUCACGGAUAUCCUACGCACAUUCCCUGAUAUUGCCUCCCUACCGGAGCAAGUCGCCGUGCUCUAUACCAUGUUCCUCCUCAUGCGCUGGCAGAUUUAUCCCACGCAAGAGAACUAUGAACGUCUCCCAGAGUGGCUCACACCACGUCCAACACAACUUCUCCAUCCACAUCCAGCUUGGAUGGAUUAUGUGCCGUGGCCAGGGAUGCGUGACCGGAUUGUCACAACAUACCAGAACUAUCCGUUCGAGAAUUGGUUUAUCCCAUUCACUCGUGGGAUUUGUGUUAAUUGGCCGUAUGAGUCCACGGAUUGCUUAUUGUCGGCUGGUGACUCGGACGAGCUGGUUAUCAAUCCUGUCUUUGAACGGCACAUGCGCAACCUGAACAAUUGGUCUUUGGGGACAUGCUUUGCGGAGACCUACCCUGCUUUGGCGGACACCGCUCAAAUCAAGCCGAAAGAGCAAAGUUCAACGCCGCGCCCACAGUAG